Suillus subaureus is the source of this 1289-nucleotide messenger RNA. RefSeq lists its product as uncharacterized. The record is from RefSeq and is a predicted model, not a curated record. Lineage: Eukaryota; Fungi; Basidiomycota; Agaricomycetes; Boletales; Suillaceae. The coding region runs from base 150 to 1208 and encodes 352 amino acids. The transcript has 3 exons.
AUAUCUGAUCGCAACCACGAGUUGCUGAACGUGUGCACAGUGGCGCAUACGAUACAUACGCGAUCUUAUACAUCGACGCAUCUCACGCACCUCUCAUUGCUACUAGACUUAUUAUCAUUUCCACUUGCAAUCACGAAUUCCGCUUCACUAUGCCUAGCUGGACCAUCAUCCCGCCAACCAUGGAAGACCUUGAUCAGUAUUAUUGUCACCCAAUGAUUGUGAAAUUAUUUCGUAUCAUGAGGACCGUUUACGGACUUCUGGAUCCGCAAAAUGAACCGUCGGGGAUCCAUGAAGGAAAACAUACCGCAACAUUUGGUUAUGAAGAUUCAGAAGAAACCAGUGAAUCUUCUGUAUUAUCAAGCCUUUUCAUCCAUUUUGGUCUAUCCAACCAGACCUCUCCACGCUUUGCUAUCAUAUUACCGUCUAUGCAAAUCGAGGACUUGAUACAAGGAUCACGUAUACCCGUCCCGCCUGAGCUUGUGCCAACCGUGACAGACAUCUGCGAUUUCGCCGUUGUGAGGUCUCAGUUUACCCCAGAUCCAAAUGACCCAGAAUACGACAUAGAUUCCGGAUACGGAAUAGACGAACCAGAGAGCUACCCUGCGGGUCAGGUGUGGGAACGAGUUCAAAUGCAGAAAUUUCACGAGCUUCUUAUGAAUACAGGCCUUAUCGAGAGCACAGACCCUCGACACAGUCAUCGAUGUGAUCUUUGUCGAUCGGACCUUCUCCAAUGCAAGGUUUGUCUGAAAGUUAUGUGUCCUGCGCGCAACUGCGUUGCAUUUCCUUUGUCUUGCAUGCGCUGGCGGCCAUGUGCUGCAGGACACCGCUGCUGGUACAGCGACAUCUGUAUCGAUUGUGUCGUCGUCGGCACAACCUGUCUAUGCGAGGAAACCUGGACGUGCGACCUCUGCACAGAAAAAGGCGGCUUCUUUUUACGUUGUCUUCGCUGCAACAGGCCAUUUUGCGAUGGAUGCUCGUACCUUGUGGGAUGUCGCGGCUGUAGAGCCUCGAACCUCUGCCACGACUGUGCCGAAGAAGCCCCAGAGGAUGUAGCAAAGGAAAAAUACGUGGAACUCGUCGGUCCGUGCACCAAAUGUAAAACUCCAGUCUGUAAACCCUGCGCGACGGCAGCGGCGGCGGGCACGUAUGUUCACAUCGCUGUCGUUAGUUUCUCGACGGGGUGUGAUUGUAUCAAGUCGUAUAAAUAACGGGGCAACAGCCCAAGGUUGCUGUUGGCUGGGAUUUGUACUUGCAGCCUUGAACCAGAAGAAUACAAAGUGUCGGAAUGC